Messenger RNA from Daphnia pulex (common water flea), 3044 nucleotides. RefSeq names its product ATP-binding cassette sub-family B member 10, mitochondrial-like. Gene Ontology annotation, biological process: transmembrane transport. The coding region runs from base 52 to 2037 and encodes 661 amino acids. The record is from RefSeq and is a predicted model, not a curated record. The transcript is spliced from 14 exons. NCBI's taxonomy places the organism in Eukaryota, Metazoa, Arthropoda, Branchiopoda, Diplostraca, Daphniidae. Gene Ontology annotation, cellular component: membrane. Gene Ontology annotation, molecular function: ABC-type oligopeptide transporter activity; ATP binding; ATP hydrolysis activity.
GAUGUAAACAAUCGCCAAAUCUACACGUAACGUGAUUUUUCUUAUCGCUCCAUGGCUCUUGUAUCUCGUUUAUUUACCUCACCGUCCUACUCCAGACAGGUAAUUCUUCUUGUACGAGCGAGAUGUAGCAGUUUAGCAAGUAGGUCUCUUCAGCCUGCAAGAUCCAGCAAGAGCAAUGGCGGUGUCAAUUGUUCUUGGCGAUUUUUCAGCUCUUCUUCGGCACUGCUGAGAAAUGCCGGCUUGAAAACAGCCGAGAAAGUCAAACCCAAAUUGAAAUCGGAAGAAGUACGCCGGCUCAUCGGUUUGGCAAAACCAGAAAAAUAUAGAUUGCUUGGUGGAAUAGGGCUUCUGUUUGUCUCUAGUGCAAUCACCAUGGUUAUCCCUUUUGCUAUUGGCAAGGUCAUAGAUAUCAUUAGCGCCAAUCAAGAAUCCAUGGUGGAGAACCUCACAAAUGUGUCACUUAUUCUCGUUGGCAUCUUCAUCUUUGGAGCUGCUUGUAACUUUGGGCGUACUUAUCUCAUGAGCGUGGCAGGUGAGAGGAUCACUCAGACAAUGAGAAGGAAUGUUUAUGCUGCCAUAGUCGAACAAGAUGUCAAAUUCUUUGACAAGAACCAAACAGGAGAGUUGGUCAACAGACUCUCUACUGACACUACCCUAGUCAGCAAGUGUGUCACAGCUAACCUUGCAGAUGGAAUCAGAUCUAGUGCAUUAGUAGUUUCCGCUAUUUCCAUGAUGUUUUACACGUCUCCACAAAUAGCCCUAGUCGGUUUAUCAAUUGUUCCACCGGUCGCAGGACUGACCAUUGUUUACGGCCGCUUUGUCAAAAAAAUUACUAAAAAAGUUCAGGAUGCGUUAGCUCAAGCCACUCAAGUAACCGAGGAACGAAUUUCAAACAUUCGGACAGUGAGGGCGUUUGGCCAAGAGAAACGUGAAUUCGAUCGUUACAACGAGCAGAUUGAUCAUGUACUCACGCUUGGAUACAAAGAGGCGAAAGCUAGGGGAACUUUUUUCGCUUUGACGGGGUUCGCGGGAAACGCAAUCAUCAUUUCGGGUCUUUAUUACGGUGGCUUGAUGGUGGCGGAUUCGUCGCUGACGGUUGGCCAACUUUCCGCCUUUCUCCUCUACGCUGCCUAUGUCGGAAUUUCGAUGGGCGGUCUCUCCUCAUCUUACUCGGAAAUGAUGAAGGGCCUGGGCGCAUCCACCCGUAUUUGGCAACUGAUUGACACACGGCCGGAUAUUCCCAUUUCUGGUGGCCCUGUCAUCCCGGCCGGGCAAUUCGAAGGCUCUAUCCGGUUCCGUGACCUUAGCUUUGCUUAUCCGACCAGAUUCGACGUUCCUAUUUUCAACAAUUUAAAUUUGAGCAUACCGGCCGGGUCGGUGACGGCUAUUGUCGGUUCCAGUGGCUCAGGAAAGAGUACCAUAGCAGCACUUCUACUCCGUUUCUACGAUCCCACCAGCGGUCAAGUGCUGGUUGACAAUCAUUCGAUUAAAGAUUUGGAUCCACAAUGGCUCCGAGCAAACAUCGGCACAGUUAGUCAGGAACCCUCUCUGUUUUCGUGUUCCAUACGGGAAAACAUUCUGUACGGAGCGAUCGAUCCUAACUCUGUCAGCGAAGAACAAGUCAUUCAAGCAGCCAAAGAGGCCAACGCCUGGUCCUUCAUUCAGAAAUGUCCUCAGGGACUAGACACAGUCGUCGGCGAACGAGGUGUCCUCCUCUCGGGUGGCCAAAGGCAGAGAAUAGCCAUCGCACGGGCCAUCGUCAAAAAUCCUCGCAUCCUAUUGCUGGACGAAGCCACAAGCGCUCUGGACGCUGAGAGCGAAUCGCUCAUCCAAGAGGCGCUCGAACGCGUCACGAAAGGCCGGACGGUGUUGACCAUCGCCCACAGACUGUCGACCAUCCGCAAGGCGUCGCAAAUCGCUGUGCUGGAACACGGCCAAGUGGUCGAGCUGGGCACCUACGAAGCUCUCGUGUCCAUCCCCGACGGAGUGUUUAAGAAAUUAGUUGAACUCCAGACGAUCGGCUUAGCUGCUGCUUAAUUCAAAAAAGAGAAAAACAAAAGUUUAUGUUUCCUUUUUUACUCCGCUCACUACUAUAAUUUGGGAAAACAAUUAACCGUUCAAUCAACAUAUUGUUCUUAUGUAGAUAAGAGAUUUUGGGUAUAUAGAGAAAACAAAUAUAUUUGACCUAGGGUUUUUUUUUUGAUUCUACUCUUGGUUGUUUUGUUACUAGUUGACGAUGUCAACGCUAGCUGACGCAAUCGGUUGACAAACCAUUUUUAGUAAACAGACGUGAGAGUAAAAAAAGAAGGUGGUGAAUUGGUGAUGACAUUUCCCACUUUAAUCAAAGUGGAAGAAUUUUAGGAUAUCGAAUUUGUGUGUGUAAGAUGGACAGCUAUACUCCAAAUGUCACACAGCACAUAGAAGCCCUAGGGGGUUGGGUUUCUGUAGGAUAUAUUGGAGGAGUCACAUCUUCCCUUUUGCUUUGUCUCUACAUGUCCAAUGUGUUCAUUUUUAUUAAGAAGAACCCGUCAUGGGCGAGAAGACACCAAGCCUGGAUUACGUCCCUUCCAAUGGCAAUCUCAUUUAUUUCAUUGGCAUCGUUUUUCGUCCCUCGAGCCACCAUUAUGUGUGAGACCAUCAAAUUCAUAUACAUGUCGUUUAUUAUGGUGCAGUUCUUUGAAACUGUAAUCGUAAUUGGCGGAGGCGAGGAGGUUCUACUAAGGGUCCAAAAUGGCAAUAAGUGGUAUGUGAUUACAUUCUCGCUCUUCUGCAAAAAACUGCAGUUCAUUCAAUUCAACAUAACCAAAAAUCGGCUGCGCAUAAUUGGUGGGCUGAUCUAUCAGGCCUUCGUCUCCCAGCUGAUAUUAACAUUUAUAGUGGCCAUUCUGGAAAUCGCGGAAGUCCUGCGACGUGAUACGGGCGAUGCAAUCUUUCGGUUUUUUCUUAUUCUGAACGUGUUGAGCUCUACUCUCGGAUUGGUGUUUUUCAAUGCUCUCAAUGUUGGUCUCAGUGCUCAUCUCAACUCGAACUGGCCAAAGUUUACG